Arachis ipaensis is the source of this 816-nucleotide messenger RNA. RefSeq names its product heavy metal-associated isoprenylated plant protein 46. NCBI's taxonomy places the organism in Eukaryota, Viridiplantae, Streptophyta, Magnoliopsida, Fabales, Fabaceae. The record is from RefSeq and is a predicted model, not a curated record.
AAAGUGAAUGAAUGUAUAUGCAUGGUACAUGAGAGAAGCGCGUUGAAUCCAUAAAAUCUGGAUCCUAAUUAACGUUCCUUAAAUUUGUUGAAGUCAAAAUCAUUUGUGAAAUUAUUAAGUACUGUACGUUUUUGCCAACAAGUUAUUUAAAUGCUUCUCUAUAUAUAAGGGUACAAUCAUGCCUCAUUCUUCUCAUCUAAUCAACAAGAAUCUUGCCUCAAUUAUCAUCAUUUUAUAACUUAGUUCAAUCUUGAGGACAUAUAAUAUGAAGCAAAAGAUUGUGAUUGAGGUGCCAUUAAACUGUACCAAAUGCAAGAAGAAGGUCUUGACCAUAUGCACCACUGCAGAAGGUGUGACGGCAGUUAAGUUUAUAAGAGAUGGUAAAGAUCGAGUGGAGAUUAUAGGAGAAGGAGUUGAUGCAGCUGAAGUGACACAAGAUUUGAGGAACAAGCUUAAGUUUGCUAAACUAGUUAAUGUGUCCAAGCUUGAUUAGACUCAUGUAUGUCUGGUAUAUUAGUAUAAUCUCAACUUCAUUGCCAACCUUAAUUAGUGGCUUCAUUCUAUAUCUUAUAUUAUUUUGUUCGUUUAUGAUAUUUUCAUCUUCUUCUUCCAAUUGAUAUAGCCGUGAGCUUAGAUUCUGAAGUGUGAAGUGUAAUAUUGUAACAACAUGAAAUGUAAAUCGUCUAAUGUUACGUUCAUAUAUAUGUUUAUUAAAAGGGUGAUCUCUUUUUAUUAACAUUCAUUUAAAUUGUUGUAAAAGCAGACAUAACAGAUGUGAGAUUGAACAAGAAAAUAUGAAAGCAUGAAGCAAACUUU